This is a messenger RNA of Cebus imitator (Panamanian white-faced capuchin), 1754 nucleotides long. RefSeq names its product ALX homeobox 3 (gene ALX3). The transcript is spliced from 4 exons. Gene Ontology annotation, molecular function: DNA-binding transcription factor activity, RNA polymerase II-specific; RNA polymerase II transcription regulatory region sequence-specific DNA binding. The coding region runs from base 83 to 1114 and encodes 343 amino acids. NCBI's taxonomy places the organism in Eukaryota, Metazoa, Chordata, Mammalia, Primates, Cebidae. Gene Ontology annotation, biological process: regulation of transcription by RNA polymerase II. The record is from RefSeq and is a predicted model, not a curated record.
CCCUCCCUCUUGGCUGGCGCUCACAGGCCGCGCGGGCAGCGCAAGCCCCGGAGCCCCGGAGGCCUGUGCGCCCGGAGCCGGCAUGGACCCCGAGCACUGCGCGCCCUUCCGCGUAGGGCCUGCACCCGGCCCCUAUGCGGCCUCGGGGGACCAGCCUCCGGGCCCGCAGGGAACCCCCGCCGCUGCGCCUCACCUGCACCCCGCGCCGCCCCGCGGCCCGGGGCUGACCCGCUUUCUGGGCUGCGGGCCCCUGGAGCCCUACCUCCCAGAGCCGGCCAAGCCGCCCGCCAAGUACCUGCAGGACCUCGGGCCCGGCUUGGCGCUCAACGGCGGCCACUUCUACGAGGGCCCCGCGGAAGCUGAAGAGAAGGCCUCCAAAGCUGCCAGCUUCCCCCAGCUACCCUUGGACUGCCGAGGGGGCCCCAGAGAGGGUCCCUCUAAUUUGCAACCCUCCCCAGGCCCCUGCCUGGCCAGCCUGCGUCUUCCUCUUUCCCCGGGACACCCUGACUCCAUGGAGUUGGCCAAGAACAAGAGCAAGAAGCGCCGUAACCGCACGACCUUCAGCACGUUCCAGCUGGAGGAGCUGGAGAAGGUCUUCCAGAAAACCCACUAUCCUGAUGUGUAUGCCCGGGAACAGCUGGCUUUGCGCACAGACCUGACCGAGGCCCGGGUACAGGUCUGGUUCCAGAACCGCAGAGCCAAGUGGCGGAAGCGCGAGCGUUAUGGGAAGAUCCAAGAGGGGCGGAACCCCUUCACGGCUGCCUAUGACAUCUCUGUGCUGCCCCACGCUGACAGUCACCCUCAGCUGCAGAACUCCCUGUGGGCCGGUCCAGGAUCUGGGAGCCCUGGGGGCCCCUGCCUUGUGUCUCCAGAGGGCAUCCCCUCACCAUGCAUGUCUCCAUAUUCCCACCCCCAUGGGAGUGUGGCUGGCUUCAUGGGGGUGCCAGCCUCCUCUGCAGCUCACCCUGGCAUCUACUCCCUCCACAGCUUUCCCCCCACCCUGGGGUGCCACAGCUUUGAGCCCUCCUCAGACGGCGACUACAAGUCUCCAAGCCUCGUCUCGCUCAGGGUAAAGCCCAAGGAGCCACCCGGCCUUCUGAACUGGACCACGUGAUCGGUCACACGGACCUGUAGACUGAGCUGCCCACUUCCUUUUCCAUUCCCAGCCACUCCCAGCCCACCCCUGCCUGGACAUCAGGGAGGAAGCACCUCUGCCUCCAAGCCCCAGGUUCUGGAGGCCUGGGAGAGCAGCUGCCACUGUCAGCCCUCAGCAGGGAACAUGUUACAGGGUCUUUUCUCUUAGAAUAAUGUGGGGCUGGCUAGGAGAAGGGGCUUCAAAGCAGGUAGGACUCUUCCUACCACAAACUGAGCCCCCUCACCCAAACUCUGGGCUGGAGGCAGGGAGACACUGCCUUGCUUCCUCCAGCUUUGUCCAAGUCCAUUGUCAUCUCUCCAGCUCAGACAGCUUACUUGUAAGGCUCCUCGUUCAGGGAACCCAGGAAAAUAGGAGGAGAAGGGCGCCAAGUGGACUGGAGUAGCUCUUCAUGAUGAGACAGGAAACCACAAAGGGGGUCUCUGAUGAUGGCGUGGAGUCAGCCCUGCUUCCCCUCCCCACCAGCAGGGGUGCACUGGUAUCUGCCACUAAGGAGGGCCUGAAGGCCAAGGUCAGCAUAGAAGGCAACUGGCGCCCCGUGCAGUGGCUCGCGCCUGUAAUCCCAGCACUUUGGGAAGCUGAGGCGGGUGGAUCACGAGGU